AUGGGCAGUGAAGAGCAGCAGAAUCUCCAUAAGCGCAUUCAGCAUCUUCAAAACAUGUUAGGCGAAAUAAACAGAUAUCUACAAAGCUCAACCACCAAACCUCCAGCCAUGGUCUCUCGGCUGUUAGAAGAGAAGGCUAGAAUCACUUCUCAGCUGCGCGAACUCAAUAACACUUACACCCAUAAGGCUGAGGAGGCCAAUCGCUUUGGCCGGUCUCUUUCUAGUCUUUAUAACGUUGCUCGGAAAACGGACAAAGUUCGAGAUAUGCUGUAUGCAGAUAGUGGAGGACAAGAUCCAUUAGACACACGAGUGGAGAUAGAGGAGAUACUUAAAGAGAUGGGAGUAGAUACCGAGAUAGAUAGUCAGAUCAAGAAGAUUCUACUAAGUAGUGCCGAUAUAUUUAUAGAUAAUCUGAUAGCAACUGCUUGUUCAGUUGCUCGGAAUAGAGAGGCCUCAGAGGUUACAAAAGAAGAUAUCAUCUUUGCCAUGAAGAUGGAGCGAGGCACUGAGUUGUAUAGUACUUACCGCCCUAAAAAGGCCCGCGAGCCAGACAAAGAGCAUCUUAAGCGGCUACAGAUGAUCAAAAAGGAUCAGAAGAAGUCGUCAGUUCAGAGCAAAUAA
This is a messenger RNA of Nematocida homosporus, 621 nucleotides long. Its product is annotated as transcription initiation factor TFIID subunit 12. NCBI's taxonomy places the organism in Eukaryota, Fungi, Microsporidia. The record is from RefSeq and is a predicted model, not a curated record. Gene Ontology annotation, molecular function: protein heterodimerization activity. Gene Ontology annotation, biological process: DNA-templated transcription initiation. Bases 1 to 621 code for a protein of 206 amino acids. Gene Ontology annotation, cellular component: transcription factor TFIID complex. The transcript has a single exon.